Molecule: messenger RNA, 654 nt
Organism: Hibiscus syriacus
Lineage: Eukaryota; Viridiplantae; Streptophyta; Magnoliopsida; Malvales; Malvaceae
Product: protein CTR9 homolog
Exons: 3
Coding region: 1-654 (217 amino acids)
Source: RefSeq, a predicted model, not a curated record
AUGAUGGAUGAAGAUGCCAACAGGAACUAUAGGGAAUCUACAACUCAGAUGAAUGAUCAGGACGAUGACGAUGGGGAAAAUCCUCUGGAUCUUCUUGCCGCAGACGGAUUAGAAGAUUCUGAUCUGGAGGAUGAUGAAGUCGCUGCGCCCUUAUUAGCUGUAGGAAAACGGAGGCAGGAGUUACAAGUAGUUUGCAUGCAAGAAGUCCGUCGUAAGGCCGAAGAGCAAAGAAAAUAUCUGUUGGAGAGAAGGAAACAAGAAGACGAACAAAAAAGGCUCCAGCAGGCCGAGGAACAUUUCAAGCGUGUGAAAGACCAGUGUAAGAGUAGCAGCAACCCUUCCAGGCGAAGGGAUAGGCCUGCAAUCGAUGACGAAGAGGGUGGGUAUAGUGAGAAGAGGAGAAGAAAAGGUGGGAAGGGGAGAAGGAAUGAUAAGAACAAAUCGCGUUACGAGAGAGACGAUGACAUGAUGGAUGAAGAUGCCAACAUGAACUAUAGGGAAUCUACAACUCAGAUGAAUGAUCAGGACGAUGACGAUGGGGAAAAUCCUCAGGAUCUUCUUGCCGCGGCCAGAUUAGAAGAUUCUGAUUUGGAGGAUGAUGAAGUCGCUGCGCCCUCAUUAGCUGCAGGAAAACGGAGGCAGGCAUUAUCGUAA